AUGGAGAACCCUAAUGGAAACGGACAUGCUGCUAAUGGUAACGGGCACGUGAAUGGUCACGCGCCACCUCUUAGGCCUAUAUUUUACCAAGUUCAGGGUGGUGGAGCUCGUGGUCAGUACUCGCCCGACACCAGGGUUCCUAGGUGUGACUGUAGGUUGACCUUUUCUUACCCCAACACCUUGGUUCUGGCUAUAGACGAUGAGCGUCGCCAGUUGGUGAAUUCCAAUCUGGCCCUGAUUCAGGACGUGGAUGAGUUAGGUGCCAUGGUGACUCAUCUGCAGAAUAGGGUAACAGAGCUGACUGGAAGGGUGUUAGAGGAGAGAGCUAGGGCUGAGGCAGACCGUGAGGAGCUGCAGAGAGCAAGGGAUAGCGUGGCUAGGAUGAGAGACAUGGUUCGUGAGCGAGCUUUUGGGAUACUAGCGGAUGCUACCAUGCUGGUGGAUGAGGUGAUGGACGAGGCCUCAGAGGUAGCUCCUAGUAUGGAUCCCCGUGGUAGAGGUCAACGCCGAAGUCGAGGUCGAGGUCGAGGGAGACGGGCUGAACCCCUUCGUGAUCAAGGGGGCGAUAGAGCGUCGGAAGUGAACCAAAAUCGGGGACCCGAGGGCGGGGGCGGAGAUCAAAUGGCCACCGCUAUUAAUAGGAUAACCGAAGUGCUAGAACGUUUGACAGACCGUCAAGGUCCUGGACCAGUGCAUCAACAACCUGGUGGGCAGUUAGAUGCUGAAGAUAGGGCUUUGGAGAGGUUCCUAAAGUUUGGGCCGCCUAAGUUUCAAGGUGGGCCAGAGCCUGAAAUAGCUGAGGGAUGGUGGGAGAGAAUAUCUGAUAUUUUUGCCACAUUGGAUUACACUGAGACGCGGAAAGUGACUUUUGCGUCAUUUCAAUUUGAAGGAGCUGCACGGUCUUGGUGGAAUCUAAUUAAGGAUAAGUGGGAUAGAGACCGUACCCCUAGUACUUGGGCAAACUUCACCCGUGAGUUUAAUGCCAAAUUUCUUCCACCUCUAGUCCAAGAGAAAAGGGAGGAUGACUUUAUUAAGUGCAAACAAGGGGCCAUGAGUGUAGCAGAGUAUGAAACCAACUUUACUAAAUUAGCCCGAUAUGCCCCUGACCUGAUAGCCACUGAGCAGAGACGCAUUAGAAGAUUUGUGCAAGAGCUCAAUGUGGAGAUUCAAGAGGGACUAGCCACUGCUCAAAUUAACACGUAUAGUGAUGCCGUAGAGAAAGCUCAGAGGUUUGAGACGGCUAGAGCCCAAUCUAGGUCAUUCUUUGCUAGGAAAAGGAAUGCCCCUAGUGGUAGCAGGGACCCAAUUUCUACAAGUGCCCCACCGCCUAAGAUGGGUAGAGGAACUGGGGUAGUGAAUAACCCUAGUGCAUCGAGAGGUGCUUUAGCAAGGGGUGCUGGAGCUAGAGGCCCUGGGGCGAGAGGAUCUGGAGUGAGAGGAGGUCAAAGUGGAAGGGGGCCCCCUAGGAGUGCUCCACAAGGUGUACAAGUGUCAACCCCUCAGAUAACCUGUGGUUACUGUGGAAAAGCCAAUCAUACUGCAAAUGAGUGCUGGAGAAAGGAUGGCAAGUGCCUCAAGUGUGGAAGUGCUGAGCACCAAAUUGCCAAUUGUCCUAGGAUUUCCGAGAAUGGGGGAAGCCAAGGAGGUGCCACAAGUUCUAGACAAACUGCUUCUGGAGGGAGUCGGCCAAAGGUCCCGGCCAGGGUUUAUGCCCUAGAUAGUCAACCUACACCUGACCCUUCGGAGGUAGUCGAAGGUACACUUCCAAUCUUUCAUCGAUUAGCUAAGGUUUUAAUUGAUCCCGGUGCGACUCAUUCGUUUGUUAAUCCUGCUUUUAUGUGUGGAAUUGAUGUAAAACCUGUACGAUUACCCUAUGAUUUGGAAGUUAGGACUCCUACGGGUAAUAAGAGCAUGCUCACUAGUUUAGUGUAUAAGGAGUGUGAAUUUUGGGUUGGGGAGCGAAAAAUGCUAGUUGACUUGGUGAGUUUGGACCUUAAAGGGUAUGAUGUGAUUAUAGGAAUGGACUUUUUGUCUUCCCACCAUGCUAAGCUAGAUUGUAGAUCUAAAGUGGUGGAAUUUUGCAUCCCAGGUGAGGCAACUCUCAAGUUAGAUAUAAGGGGUAGAUUAGCUUCGUCUGCUUUGAUUUCAGGGAUUCGAGCUAGGAAAAUGCUUCACAAGGGAGCUCAGGGUUUCUUAGCUUUCUUAAUUAACGCCCCUAAUGACCAAGUGAAAUUAGAAGAUGUGCCAAUCGUGCGAGAUUUUCCCGAUGUCUUCCCGGAAGAAUUAACAUCUUUGCCACCUGAAAGGGAGAUAGAGUUUAAGAUUGACUUGGUUCCAGGAGUAGCCCCAAUUUCGAAGACUCCUUAUAGAAUGGCUCCUGCGGAGUUGAAAGAACUAAAGCUCCAGUUGCAGGACCUACUAGAAAGAGGUUUUAUUAAGGAAAGUGACUCACCGUGGGGAGCUCCAGUUUUGUUUAGAAUCUUUAAGAAAUAUCUGGACCAAAUUGUGGUGGUAUUCAUAGAUGAUAUUCUAGUAUAUUCUAAGACCCGAGACGAUCACGCCAAGCACUUGGAGAUAGUUUUACAAGUGUUGAGGGAACACAAGCUUUACGCUAAGUUCAGUAAGUGUGAAUUUUGGCUGGACGAAAUUUCUUUUCUGGGUCAUAGAAUUUCUAAGAAUGGAAUUGCAGUGGAUCCAACUAAAGUGGAGGCAGUUACUUUGUGGAAACAACCAGAGAAUCCAACUGAAAUUAGAAGUUUCUUGGGAUUGGCAGGAUAUUACCGUCGUUUUAUAAAAGAUUUCUCAAAAAUUGCUGGGCCAAUGACGGAGUUAACUAAGAAAAACCAUAAGUUCAUUUGGAGCCCUAAAUGUGAAGCGAGCUUUCAAGAAUUGAAGAGGCGAUUGACUACGGCUCCAGUGUUAGCCCUACCUGAGGGAGUUGAUGGGUAUGUAGUAUAUUCCGAUGCUUCUAAAGAAGGGUUAGGCUGUGUUUUAAUGCAAAAGGGAAAAGUUGUGGCCUAUGCUUCUAGGAAAUUGAAACCCCAUGAGAUGAAUUAUCCGACCCAUGAUCUAGAGUUAGCCGCUGUUAUUUUUGCUUUGAAGAAGUGGAGACAUUACUUGUAUGGGGUGACAUUUGAGGUAUUCACCGACCAUAAGAGCCUUAAGUACUUGUUUUCACAAAAGGAGUUGAACUUGCGACAGAGGCGUUGGGUAGAAUUUCUUGAGGAUUAUGAUUGUUCAAUCAAUUAUCACCCUGGGAAAGCAAAUGUGGUUGCAGAUGCACUAAGUAGAAGGACUCAAGUAGCGGGUCUAAUGGUGAGAGAAUGGGAUAUGUUAGAAGAAGCGAGUGGUUGGAAUCCUCGUUUAGAAAAGUUGAAAAUCUUAUUUGGAAAUCUAUCCUUAAAAUCCCCUUUGUUAGAAAGAAUUAAGGAGGCUCAAGGGAAGGAUCCGGUAGUACAAGGUUAUUUGGAGAAAGUGAGAAAGGGGGAAACCCUAGAUUUUAAGCUAGGACCUGAAGGCAUUUUGAGAUUUAGGGAUCGAAUAGUAGUACCUAGUGAAGAAAGUUUGAAAAGAGAAAUUCUAGAAGAGUCACAUCGGUCCAAGUAUACUAUUCACCCUGGAGUUAACAAGAUGUAUCAAGAUGUGAAAGGGCUUUAUUGGUGGGAUGGCUUAAAAAGGGAUGUGGCGAAAUUUGUACAGACUUGCCUAGUAUGUCAGCAGGUUAAGGCAGAACAUCAAAAGCCUUCUGGUUUGUUACAACCUUUAGAAAUCCCUGAGUGGAAAUGGGAGCAUAUUACCAUGGAUUUUGUGACGGGAUUACCUAGAAGUCAAAGGGGACAUGAUGCGGUUUGGGUGAUAGUGGAUAGGCUUACUAAAUCUGCACAUUUCUUACCGGUGAAUAUGAGUUACUCUUUAGAGAAAUUAGCCAAGUUGUACACAGAAGAAAUUAUGAGAUUGCAUGGGAUUCCUGUAAGUAUAGUCUCCGAUCGAGACCCUAGAUUCGUUUCCCGCUUUUGGCAGAAAUUUCAGGAAACGUUGGGAACUAAGUUGAAGUUGAGCACUGCGUAUCAUCCACAAACAGAUGGACAGUCGGAGAGGACCAUACAAACCCUAGAGGACAUGUUAAGAUCCUGUAUAUUAGAUUUCGGAGGGAGUUGGAGCCAGUACAUGACGUUGGCAGAGUUUGCUUAUAAUAACAGUUAUCAGGCUUCAAUCCAAAUGGCACCGUAUGAGGCGCUUUAUGGUAGAAGGUGUCGAUCCCCUAUUCAUUGGGAUGAAGUAGGAGAGAAGAAAGUUUUAGAUCCGACAGCUAUCCCAUGGAUCGAAGAAGCUUAUGAGAAAGUUAAACUGGUUAAGGAGAGACUUCAAACUGCUCAAAGUCGGCAAAAGAGUUACGCAGAUCACCGAAGAAAAGACUUAGAAUUUGAAGUAGGAGAUAAAGUCUUUCUAAGAGUAAAACCUAUGAAAGGAGGGGUAAUAUCCAAAAAGGGAAAGAAAUUAAAGCCGAGGUACAUUGGACCCUUUGAAGUUCUUAAACGAGUUGGAAAAGUGGCUUAUCAGCUGGAUUUACCUUCUAGCAUGAGCAGGAUUCAUAAUGUCUUCCACGUAUCUAUGCUCAAGAAAUAUCAUCCCGACCCAAGUCAUGUGAUUCUAUUAGAUGACGUUGAAGUAGACGAGUCUUUGACUUAUGAGAAGCGACCAGUUAAGAUUUUGGACCGAGAAAUUAAAGAAUUGAGAAAUAAGAAGAUUGCUUUAAUCAAAAUCUUGUGGAGAAAUCACGACGUCGAGGAGGCAACUUGGGAGGUAGAGAAGGACAUGAAGGAUCAAUACCCAGAGUUAUUUGCUUGA
Coffea arabica (coffee) is the source of this 4848-nucleotide messenger RNA. RefSeq lists its product as uncharacterized. The record is from RefSeq and is a predicted model, not a curated record. Gene Ontology annotation, biological process: DNA integration. Lineage: Eukaryota; Viridiplantae; Streptophyta; Magnoliopsida; Gentianales; Rubiaceae. Gene Ontology annotation, molecular function: zinc ion binding; nucleic acid binding.